UGAGGGGAAAGGCGGAAUUCCCCUCACAGACUGAAUGAAAGCAGAGCAAGAGGAGGAACUUUCUCCUUUCAUGGAAAACGAGGGACGACACAAACUACUGUAUGCUGCUUUUAACCCUGAAGUCCGACUGAACAGAUUAGUACAAUGUUCCAGCAGCUGUUGGUGAAAGAAGAGGUCCCCCCUGAGUUGAGCCCCAGCCUGGACCAGAAGGACCCAGAGCUCCUCCAGGUUAAAGGGGAACAGGAAGAACUGCGGAUCAGUCCAGAGGGAGAGCAGCAUAAUGGUCUGGAGGAAGCCAAUAUCACCAGGUUUCCAUUCACUGUGGUUAUUGUGAAGUGUGAAGACGAAGAAGAGAAAUGUUCACUGCUUCAUCACAGCCAAGUGGAGGACAACAGAGAGGCAGAGCGUCCAGCCAGCAGCUCAGCUGUGCAGAUAAAACCAGAAACUGAUGGAGAGGACUGUGGAGGAUCAGAACCAGCCAGGAAGAGAGAGCCAGACAGUCAUUCACAACCAAACACUGAUGAUGAAAAGACUUCAGUCUCUCCUGAGACUGAAAUCCAUUACGAUGACUGGCAAGACCCUUUGUCAGAUUCUGAACCUGAACCUGAAGACAGUGAUGAUGAUUGGAUGGAGACCAGGUCACCUGAGUCUGCUGUGAAUGCUCUGAAAUAUGAGGAAGCUCCUGUAAGUGAUGUGACAUCUAACACUGAGAAAACAUCCUCAAGAUCCUUUGAGUGUAGUCAGCGAUUGUCCAACAAGGGGUUUCUCCAAAGUCACAGGAAAUGUGAGUCCUCCAGCAGCUUGGAUAGUAAAAAAUGUUUUGGAGUAAAGCAAAAGGGAGACACAAAGACCAGAGUCCCCUCAGGAGAGAAACCAUUUACUUGUGAUGAAUGUGGGAAAAGAUUUACACAGAAGGGAAAUCUGAAGUCACACAUGAGAACUCACACAGGAGAGAAACCAUUUGGUUGUGAAGAAUGUGGGAAAAGAUUUUCACAGCACACAAGUGUGAAGAAACACAUGACAGUACACACAGGAGAGCAGCCAUUUGGUUGUGAUAUUUGUGGGAAAAGAUUUACACAGCAGGAAAGUCUGAAGAAACACAUGAGACUUCACACAGGAGAGAAACCAUUUGUUUGUGAUGUUUGCAGUCAAAGUUUUAUAUGGAAGUACCAGUUGAGUUUACACAUGACAGUUCACACAGGAGAUAAACCAUUUGCUUGUGAUGAUUGUGGGAAAAGAUUUAUAGAAAAGGGAAGUCUGAAGAAACACAUGAGAGUCCACACAGGAGAGAACGCAUUUGGUUGUGGUGAAUGUGGGAAAAGUUUUGCACAGCAGGAACAGCUGAAUAGACACAUGAGAGUUCACACAGGAGAGAAAUUAUUUGGUUGUGAUGUUUGUGGAAAAAGAUUUACAGAACAGCUCCACUUGAAUAGACACAUGAGAGUUCACACACAAAAGAAACCAUUUGGUUGUGAUGUUUGUGGAAAAAGAUUUAAAUGGGAAGUAAGUUUAGAUCAACACCUGAAAGUCCACAAAUAAUAGAAAUCUUCCUUUUCAGUUUUUUGUUGAAGGCAAAUUAAUUAAAUGUGUUGGUAAGAGCCUGACCAGGUUUCAUUCUUUUUUAUUUUUCCAUGCCUUUUAUUUCUUUCCUUUGUUUGUUUUAAAAUAUGCAAAAUGUUUCAAAUGAAUGUGUCAAAGUUGUUUGUAAAUGAGAGGGAAUGACAGUGUUUUAAAUCUCUGUUUUUUUAUUAAUACUUUGUUUGGUACUAAAACACUUUAAUUUACAUCUCCCAUACUUUUUUCUGUAGUUUUCUUGAAAUAAGCUGUAUUUGACAGCAAACUCUCUAACUGAUGGUUAACAGUGGGGAAAGUGCAUUAUUUCGUUGCCACUUUUCAUUAAAUUCUCCUCUAACCUUGA
This is a messenger RNA of Centropristis striata (black sea bass), 1918 nucleotides long. RefSeq names its product gastrula zinc finger protein XlCGF57.1-like. Gene Ontology annotation, cellular component: nucleus. The record is from RefSeq and is a predicted model, not a curated record. Lineage: Eukaryota; Metazoa; Chordata; Actinopteri; Perciformes; Serranidae. The transcript has 2 exons. Gene Ontology annotation, biological process: regulation of transcription by RNA polymerase II. The coding region runs from base 145 to 1539 and encodes 464 amino acids. Gene Ontology annotation, molecular function: RNA polymerase II cis-regulatory region sequence-specific DNA binding; DNA-binding transcription factor activity, RNA polymerase II-specific.